CCGGCACCGGGACCGGCACCGGGAACGGCACCGGGAACGGGACCGGGAACGGGACCGGCACCGCCGCCCUCCCGCUCCCCACCCCGGGCUCCCCCGGGGCACCGGGUACUGGGCACCGGUUCUGGGGGUGCCCCCGUGCCCCGUGGGGAGCCGCCGGUACCGGGGCUGCACAGAGCCAGGGCCAUGGUUCUGUGCCUGCCAGCAACCGGGAGGGGAUUUUGGGGAGAUUUGGUAGGGUUUGGUGGGAGACACGAGGAACCGGGUGAAGCACGAGCACCGUGCCGUUGUGCUCACGGGGAUGUGGGUGAUGGGUACAAGGUGUGGGGUGAACCCCCGGGCAGCUGGUGCCGGUGUGGGGACAGACGAAGCGUUAACACCGGCAGCGUGCACGCGCGGCAGCGAGGCCGAGGCCGGUCGUGCCUCUCGCCAUCCCGUUGUUUGCCUUGGCUCUGUGACGGGAGUUAUAAAUAAAAAUGUCUCACCCCGGGUGCGUGACUCACGGCUCUCCCCGCAAGGGUAACCUCUGCUAGGAAACCUGAGCCGGGGACCGAGCCGCAGCAAGAAGCAAUUCACGUAUUUUCAUGUAUUUAUCCCAAAUGGUAACCCCCUGCCCCACCGGGGUUAGGGUGGGCUGCUGGGGACUGCGGUGCCUGCGCCCCUCCGCACCCUGUCCCCUGCCAGCUGCCAGCAGCCCGGUGGUUUCCCUCGGACGGGAGCAGCUGACGUGGCCUGGGGUGGCUCUGGCCAGCCAUGCCCCGAUGUCGCCUCCUGCCACGCUCCGGGAUGCAGGCAGUGGGAUGCAGGCAGUGGGAUGCAGGGAGCGGGAUUCUGGCCCCACAGGAUGUCCGCGGGGUGAGGGGUGCAGCCCUGCUGCCCUCCUUCCGUCCCCGUCCCCUGCCCGUGGCAUCCCUGUGCUGGUGACUCCAGCAGGGCUUUGGGAUCUGGGCUGGCGCUCAUCCCUGCUGUGCUCUGCUCGGCGCCGUCUGGCGCCGCGGGGCUGAGGGGAUGGGUUGUGGCUGCUGGUGUCACCUCAUCCUGCUGAUGCGAGUGGAAUGUGGGGACCGGGAUGUGCCGGAGGAGGCGUCGCCCCUUGCUGUGCCAGCUCCACACGCUGAGAGGCUCUGCUGCCUCCGCCAUCCCUCCACCAUCCCUGCCCCAUGUGGAGGCUGGGGCCGCAGUGCCUCUCCUGGGGACACCCAUGCCCUGGCUGUGCCACUCUGUGUCCCUUGGCCUUGCUCUACCAGGCCAUCGUGCGCACAAUGCCCAGGUACCACAUCCUCCUGCUGUGCUGGCGCCGUGGGGAGAGGGGAUGCUCGGUGCCCCACAGUUUAUCCCAGGGGUAGGGAGCAGGGGAGGUGACGGCUGGGUGACAGCUGGCUGGGGGAUUUGCCGAGGGCAUUAUUUAAUGCUGUGGGUAAAUGGAGAAACAGCAGCUAAUUCUGGAGCCUGUAAUCCUCUUCCUCCCCCAGGGAUGGGGAGCGUGCCAGUCACGCAGAUGCUGGUGGCCCUGAGGACAAGGCCCCGGCAUCCCCCAAGGCGUGCCGCGGGCUGCAGCCGCUCCCAGACCAUGGGCGAGGUGCAGAAGCGACCCGGCACCCCGCAGGGCUCCCCCAGCCCCCCGCACCCCCAGGGGCUGCUCUCCGUCAUCCAGAGGCUGCGGGGCUCCCCGGGGCAGGAGCUCCGCAUCGUCCUGCUGGGGCUGGACAACGCGGGCAAGACCACGCUGUUGAAACGCCUGGCGUCCGAGGAGGUCACCACCAUCACCCCCACCCAGGGGUUCAACAUCAAGAGCGUCCACUCGCACGGCUUCAAGCUGAACGUCUGGGACAUCGGGGGGCAGCGCUCCGUCCGCCCCUACUGGAGGAAGUACCUGGGCAGCACUGACCUGCUGAUUUAUGUCAUUGACAGCGCAGACCAGAAGCGCUUUGAGGAGACAGGGCAGGAGCUGGCCGAGCUCACCGAGGAUGAGUCUCUCACGGGGGUCCCGCUGCUGGUGUUUGCCAACAAGCAGGACCUGGUGACGGCAGCGCCUGCGGCCGAAAUCGCGGAAGGGCUGAGCCUCCACACCUACCGGGACCGGGAAUGGCAGAUCCAGGCCUGCUCAGCCCUGUCCGGGGAAGGAGUGCAGGAUGGGAUGAACUGGAUUUCCAGCCAGAUUAUGAACAGGAAGAAGUGAGAGCUGUGAAGUGCCAGACUGGACUGAGCUGCGGGUCCCUAAGCCAUGGCCAACCGCCCUGGUCCCCAUGCUCCUACCAAAGGCUUGACUGGGCCCUGAGCCUCAAACUCUCGCUCAGAUGGGUUUUCCACCUGGU
Molecule: messenger RNA, 2312 nt
Organism: Oxyura jamaicensis (ruddy duck)
Lineage: Eukaryota; Metazoa; Chordata; Aves; Anseriformes; Anatidae
Exons: 6
Coding region: 1067-2176 (369 amino acids)
Biological process (GO): cilium assembly
Cellular component (GO): cytoplasm; microtubule cytoskeleton
Molecular function (GO): GTPase activity; GTP binding
Source: RefSeq, a predicted model, not a curated record